AUGCCCCUCUCCUACAUCCAAAGCGCCACCAUUGGCCUCACCUUUGGUGUUGUUGGAGUAGUCGUUGGCUCCUUCCUCCUCACCUCAGUGAGGAAAUGCUUCUCUGCCGCUCCCUCUCCCGUCCCCGCCCCAGCCGCUUCUGUUGUCACCCCAAGGGGCAGUAUGGAUAUCCCUCUGCUCCCAAUAGAGCCCCCGGCUGCUAUUGUCGUGCCUUCCCGCCGACACACCGUCGCUGCGCAGGAUGUUCUUCGAUCUGUUGUUGAUAGCACGUGA
Cadophora gregata is the source of this 273-nucleotide messenger RNA. RefSeq lists its product as uncharacterized. Bases 1 to 273 code for a protein of 90 amino acids. The transcript has 2 exons. NCBI's taxonomy places the organism in Eukaryota, Fungi, Ascomycota, Leotiomycetes, Helotiales, Ploettnerulaceae. The record is from RefSeq and is a predicted model, not a curated record.